AAAUAAUCCAAGCCAUCCACUUUAUCCGCGCAUCCAAUCAACGAUCAUGGCCACUUCUACAUCAUUUAUCGAAUCUGCUGUGAUUAACGCGCCAAUCUCGGCCAUCUGGCCCUUGAUCAAAUUGGACAAAUUUGGCACAUUUUAUAAGGCAAUUCAGAAGAGCGAAUUGGUUCCCGCUACGCCCGAUGAGAGGGAGACUGUUCGGUGGUACUUUGAGAAUAGGACCAUUUUGACGCUGAGAGAAGAGGAGUAUUCCGUAAGUCAAUCAACUACUUUGCUAUUCCUUCAGUGGGGAAGUUUACAAUUGUCCUCUAGACCAUCAAGCACUCCAUGUCAUUCAACAUCAUCGCAUGCGAACCGUGGGGCCUGCCGUACGCUGGUGCGUUGAGCACUCUGCGGCUUUAUCCCAUCACUAGUGGCGCUGCUGAGGGCAGUACAUACGUGGAAUGGCGCGGUCAAUAUUCAAGUGACGCCAGUGCUGGUAGGUGCCUUCUUGCAAAAGCUCAAUAUAUAUUAUUAACUUUUUCCCUCAGAGGUGAUUGAAGAUGCCAAACUGAAGCGUCGCGAGGGACUGACAGAUCUUUACGAAUUCUUCCGAGAAGGAAUAGAAAGCUAGCAGUGUUUUUACAAAGAGCAUCCAACUCUUGAAUCUUCUUACUAUUUCUUAUUUAAU
Messenger RNA from Hymenoscyphus albidus, 673 nucleotides. NCBI's taxonomy places the organism in Eukaryota, Fungi, Ascomycota, Leotiomycetes, Helotiales, Helotiaceae. The record is from the annotation of a GenBank genome assembly.